Molecule: messenger RNA, 2455 nt
Organism: Spirodela intermedia
Lineage: Eukaryota; Viridiplantae; Streptophyta; Magnoliopsida; Alismatales; Araceae
Source: the annotation of a GenBank genome assembly
AUGGGAGGGCACGGUGGGCUCAAUAUACUGCCCCAGAAGCGCUGGAACGUGUACAACUUCGAGAACCGGGAGAAGGUGCGCAAGGACGAGGAGGAGGCGGCCCGCGAGGAGCAGAUCAAGCGCGAUGAUUCUCGCCGCCGCGACGCCGAGUUCCGCCUCGAGCAGCUUCGCCAGGCCCGGGGCCUCACCGGCGAUGGCCCCCACUCUCGCCCAGCCCCGGCGUCGGAUUCCGGUCAUAUCAACCUCUUCGAAGGGCUCCAGGAUUUUCAGUCUAUUGUCGGAUCGGAGGCGUCCUCCAACGGCAGGGACGAGAAGAGAGAUGGGCGGGCGAACGCUGCGAGGGACGAGGGUUCCAGGAAGGAUUCGAAACGAAAGAGGGAGGAUCGUCCGGUCGUCAUUUCGCCGGAGGACGAAAAGUACAGGAUGGGAUAUGGCGUGGCUGGAAAAGGCGUGAAGGCUCCAUGGUAUCUUUCGCGACCGAUGGUGCUAGAGUCUUUCCAGGAGAAGGAUGAUGGGCGUGGUCCUAAUCGUGGGAGAGCGGGCGAUUCAGGAAAGGAGGCAGGCAGAAAGAAGACAAUCGAAGAACUUAGAGAGGAGAGAUUGAAGAGAGAGAUGCGAGAGAAGCAACGGGAGCGGGUGAUUCUUAAAUCAGCGAGGAGAUAGAGGAGAUAGCUUAGCGUCUGAUUUGGGUGGACAUGGAUUGUUAGUUGUGGUUUGUGAUUAUAUCUCUGAUUGUGUUUUGGCGCAGGCCUGGUCAAUGAUGAAAGAGCCCACGACCAGGCAUGUUAAAGGAAUACAAUAUUUCAACAUGUUGAGAAGCUUUUUCGACCUUAUUGAAGUUUUAUUCAUAAUAUCAUAUGUAUACUUUGAAAUGGGCUAUUUUUCUCUCUUUCGUACAGUUAUCUUUGGUAAUCGAGGAUUUGUCACCCCUCGUGAUUUGGUAUGUUUAUGGAUGGUAAUGGAGAAGGAGUUCCAUUGGAUCUUGAGACCAUACUCUGAUUCUGAUACGACAUUAAGAAAUGCAUGCCAAUUGUCCCAUCAAUGACUGAAUACUUUUUUUUCUGUAAAUGCUUCAUGGUGAUUCUAACCUUAGGACCAUUUUCUUCCCUACUAGUCUCCAGUAUCGACAACUAUUCCAGUUUUUACUGUUCGUAUCUUGCAGUGUAUUUAUGGAACUGCGGCAUUUCCCCUGGUUCAAAGACGAAACAUGGUGAUUUUAGAUUAAAUUAGCUGCAAAUUUUUUUGGAUGGUUGAUCCGUAUUCAGUUUUAUGGAAAAACGUUUGGGAGUUUUAAAAUCCUAGGUAACUUCUUUGUGAUCUUAUUCUGCUUCGUUGAUAUUGUUAUUAAGUUUCAAAUUGCUUUUUGGUGCUAAUUUAUUUUUCAAAAAAAUCAUUAAAUUUGUAGUCAAUAGAAAUUGACUGAAUCUUGCAUACUGGUAUGCUUUGUCUUGGACUUCUUUGAAGAUUGAAUAAAGUCUAUCAUGUGUAGUGUGAGAUUUCUUUUUAGUUAAAAAUUGAAUAAUUGACAGCUUAAUGAGGAGUAGUCGACUGCCUUUAAGGACUGCCUGCAAAAAAAUUGGCAUUGGAAGGUUGGGAUUUAAUUGGCCGUUCCUAAACCCAGUAAAAUUGUUCAGAUACGAUAGUUAUUCUGAUGUGCUAUCAUGGUUCGGUCUUCCGUCUUGAGCCUGCCCAUACUCACCAGACACCUUGAAACCCAUGGAUGAGACUUAAUUUUCAGGUUUUAUAAUGGUUGUGGGUAGGCCUCGUUAAUAUUUUCUUGAAACUAGGGAAAAAAAUUGCUGCCUUAGUCCUUGGGAAUGGGUGAUAUCUGGCUCCUCUUUCAAUGCUUUGUUCUCUUCAAGUGGCCAAACAUUUGAUUUACCAGGGGAAUCUUUCACGUAGUCUGUGCAUGAUGAUUCAUUCUUUACUGAUUCAUGAUCCACUGUGUUCUCCAUUUUGCUUAAUCCUUCAUAGGUUGAAAAUCUUCAGUUUUUUUUUUGUUUUAUAAUCAAGUGAAUCAGCACUUUGCUGACUAACGGCUGUCUGGCAACAAUAAACAAUGAAUAAUCAAAAAUAAAAAUUGUAUGGCCGUGAUGAUCAGAGGUUACUAAAGCUGGCAGAUUAGUGAAGAGGCCCAUUACAUUAAGCAUUUGUAUCGAGUCCUUGACAAUGAUAGACCCAUGAAGUAUUUGCAUUGUUGUCUUCGGUGCUGCAGAUAAGACACCAGCAAUAAUAUGGAUUUCAUAGAAAAUAUACGUUAACAAUUCCUUGUUUCCCUACAUGGAUGACGACCGAUAUGAUCAUUUGUUGAGUACCAGCAGCAGACUGAGCAAUAGUAUGAUCAAGGCUAAGAACCUGCCAGAUCGCUCUUUUCUGACUUGUUUGUCUAAGAGACUCCUGCACGACAUACGAGCGCCCACACAAGAAGGAACACCCAGUGAAGGAGCUUCUGUGA